Messenger RNA from Selaginella moellendorffii, 1088 nucleotides. RefSeq names its product vacuolar protein sorting-associated protein 60.1. The record is from RefSeq and is a predicted model, not a curated record. The transcript is spliced from 7 exons. The coding region runs from base 185 to 889 and encodes 234 amino acids. Gene Ontology annotation, biological process: late endosome to vacuole transport via multivesicular body sorting pathway; vesicle budding from membrane. Gene Ontology annotation, cellular component: multivesicular body. Lineage: Eukaryota; Viridiplantae; Streptophyta; Lycopodiopsida; Selaginellales; Selaginellaceae.
UUGAGUGGAAAUUUCGCGAGAGGGAACCUAAGGCGAAGGCGUGCGAGCGAAGACGAAGCUCCAGGCGCCGGCAACGCGCUCGAGGGGUAAAUUCAUGGGCGCGGAGUGAUCCAGGUGCGCGCCGAUCGAUUGGAGCUCGCGUCUCGCCAAUCGGGAUCGAAUCGUAGGGUAAUCUCUCCGAGGCAUGAAGCGCGUCUUUGGGGCGAGGAAGGAGAAAACUCCGCCGCCUACAGUCGAAGAGGCGACAGAACGGAUCAACAAGAGAGGCGAUGGAGUGGACGAUAAAAUCAAGAAACUCGAUGCGGAGCUCGUGAAGUACCGCGAGCAAAUCAAGAGAACGAGACCGGGGCCUGCGCAGGAAGCGGUCAAGGCUCGAGCGAUGAGAAUUUUAAAACAGAAGAAAAUGUACGAGGGACAGAGGGACAUGCUCUACAGUCAAACGUUUAAUCUCGAGCAAGUUUCGUUUGCCACGGAAGGCAUCAAGGACGCGCAGCAAACUAUGUCAGCUAUGAAGGCAGCGAACAAAGAGCUCAAAGGCACGAUGAAGACGCUCAAGAUCGACGAUAUUGACAAAAUGCAAGACGAGAUGCUCGACCUCGUGGAUUACAGCACCGAGAUACAGGAAUCACUCGGUAGAAGUUACAACGUUCCGGAUGAUCUCGACGAGGAGGAAUUGAUGGGAGAGCUGAGCGCUCUCGAAGCUGAGAUGGGAGAGACGGAGCACGAUGGAGGAGUUCCGUCUUAUUUGCAACCGGAGAAAGAUGGCGAUCUAGAAUCGGAGCUAAAUCUUCCCGCUGCUCCAUCGACUGCGCAUGGUGCUCAAGCCAAUCCACAGGCCGCGGACGAGUAUGGAUUUCCAGCCGUGCCAAGGGCAUCAUUACGUACCUGAUGCUGCCAAGCAUUUUGUUCUGCGUUGUACAGUACAGGUUCUUUUCUAUUCCUUCCGCGAGAUUUGCUUGAUCUGCACACUUCUUAGUACUGAAACUAGAGCGUCAGCCAAAUUUAUUUCCUGUCUCGGUGACUCGAGACAGGCCUUUGAGAUAUGAAAAUCAACUUAGCUUGCCAUUGCGAGUGCUUCGAGCUCAAAA